CUGCUCCAGCUUUUCAUUCCCGUCCGACGGUUUUCCGGUGAAGACGUUCGGAUCCGCUGCAUCGGAUCCUCUCUGUGGUUUUGUCAAACUCUCUGCUCGGUUUGUUCCCGGUUCUACUCGGUUCUACUCGGUUUUUAACCCGCCGAGGGUUAAAAACGGAUUUUUAUCCACUUUGUUUUUUAAUUUUUAUUUUUAUUUUCGGGUCUUCUGGUCUCUGGUUGGAUUUACCGAAGGGCGUUCCUGAACCGGGACUCUGAGGAAUGACAGCAGCUGGAACCGGAUCCGCCUGAAUGGAAACGAUGGAUUAUAAGGAGCUGGAGCAACAUCUGGAGGAGAAGCUGAAGAUCCAAGACCAGACUCUGCCUCUGCAGUCGGACCCUCAGAAGUCUCUGGGGAAGGACCUCCUGACUCCAGAUGAUUCUGCCGUCUCAGAUCUUUCUCCUAAAACAGAAUCUAAAACCCAGACGCCCACCAGGACUGAUGCCUCCUCCAGGACCGACGUCCGGCCUCCCACCCCCGGCAGCAGCCCUCAGCCCAAGAAAGAUUCAAUGAGCUCAGAACAACGACAGAAACUGGCCAAGGAGCGGCGGGAGGAGAGAGCCAGAUACAUCGAACAGCAAACUCAGCUGCAAGCAGCGAAGAAGGCCCAGUGGCUGGAGAAGGAGGAAAAAGCCCGACGGCUGAGGGAGAGCCAGCUGGAGGAACGAAGGAGGAAGCUGGAGGAGCAGAGGCUGAAGGCCGAGAAACGCCGAGUGCUGCUGGAGGAGAAACAGAGGCAGAAGCUGGAGAAGAACAAGGAGAGAUACGAGGCAGCUAUCAAGAGGUCGACCAAGAAGACGUGGGCCGAGAUCCGCCAGCAGAGAUGGUCCUGGGCCGGAGGACUGAACCAGACCUCCCGCAGAGAAAGCAGAUGCUCGGCCUCCACGGUCAACUUGCCGAGACAGGUGGACCCUGUCAUUAACAACAGGCUGUCCAAGUCCUCGGCCACGCUCUGGAACUCCCCCAACAGAACCCGCAGUCUGCGCCUCAGCCCCUGGGAGAGUCGGAUCGUGGAGCGGCUCAUGACGCCGACGUUGUCCUUCCUGGCCCGGAGUCGCAGCGCCGCCACCCUACUCAACAACAGCGACUCUCACUCUCACCACUGCUCCCGUUCAGCCUCCGCCAGCCCUCUGAACGCCUGCUCGCAUCACCACCCGCAUCAGAACGCCGCCGAGCGCUGGAGGGUUUCCUCGGCCAGCACGCCGGACAUCACCCAGCGGCAGCGCCGGCGAAACUCCACACCGGUGGAUAAAAAGAAGAAAGAGAAGAAGGACAAGGAGAGGGAGAACGAGAAAGAGAAGAACGCUCUCACAAAGGAGAAAGUGCAGAAGAAAAGACAGACGGCUUCACCUCCAGCCACCAUCCAGAGAUCCCGGCCAGAAACCAGCACCCAGAGGCCUAAGAACAGACCUCCGUCUCCGGCUGCCCCUAAAACUCGUCCCCUGUCUCCGCUGGUUCCCUCAAAGACGCCGGCCGCCGGUAAGAAGACUCCGCCUCCUUCUGGCACCAAGACGCGACCCAAACGGGCCCAGACGCCGGCCAGAGUGCAGCCCCAGACGGUCACCACCGUCGCCGUGGAAACGGGCCACGAACCCCAGCAGCCAGACGAGGAGAAAAAGACCUCCAGUAAUGUUCCUGCCAUCGUGGUUUCCUCAGCACCGAUUUCACCUCCGUCUCUCAGCCCGCCGGUCGUAUCAGCAGCUUCUCCAGCAGCUCCUCCUGCAGCUUCUCCUCCUGCAGCUUCUCCUCCUGCAGCAGCCUCCAUCACUACCCCAGCUCCUCCUCCUCCUGCUGCAGCAGCGACCUCCACCCCGACAGCUCCGACCAGCAGGCCGUCAGCCGGAACCAACGACCCGGAGGAAGCAGCUCGAGUCCUGGCAGAAAAACGCCGACAGGCCCGAGAGCAGCGAGAGAGAGAAGAGCAGGAGAGGAUGGAGCAGGAGCAGAGAAACAGGGUCCUGAGGGAGGAGGCGAUGGCUCGGGAGGCAGAGGAGAGGAAACACCGCGAGGAGGAAGCUCGAUUCAUGGCCGAGCAGCAAAGACUCAGAGACGAAGCCCAGAGAGCCCAGGACGAGAAGGAGGCCGAGCAGAGAGCGAAGGCUGAGCAGGAGGAGGCUGACAGGCUGCAGAGACAGAGGGAGGAGGCUGAAGCUAAAGCCAAGGAGGAGGCCGAACGUCAGCGAAUGGAGAGAGAGAAACACUUCCAGAAAGAAGAGCAGGAGAGACUGGAGAGGAAGAAGCGCCUGGAGGAGAUCAUGAAGAGGACUCGUAAGAGCGACGCAGGAGAGAAGAAGGACGUCAGAGCUUCUCCUCAGGUCAACGGGAAAGACUCAGAGCUCAGUAAAGCUCCUGGAAACCCUCAGCUUCCUGCUGCAGGAGUUUCCGGCCUCGUCGUCAACGGCGUCCAGCCCAACUCGCACCAGAACGGCGUCUCAGCCAACGGGGAGUCUGGAGACUUCGAGGAGAUGAUCCAGCUGAACAGCAGCAGCAGCUCUGGUCAGCAGCAGAUGGUCGGCGAACCCAUCCUGGCCUUCGAGGGAGGAGAACCUUUCCUGAGGAAGACGGGCCCCAUGAAGCCUCAGCAUGUCGCAGAGGUCCUGUGAGUCGCCUUACAUCUCCACUAUGAGAUUCCUCCUCCUCUAAACUUUGUGCCAAACAACCAGAGUGGAACUGAACUCACGCCGACGAGCAGAACUCUGAAUUCAUCUGAAACUAAGAAAUAUUAAAACAUGCAAGUAUUCUGUGUCCUCACCGUGUUCUGGUGCACCUUAAAGAUUCUAGAAAACAGGAAGUAUCUGACAUGGUGUUCUUCUUCUGAUGUUGUUCUCGUUACUUCAGUUGGAUAAUGUGUGUUUUUGUGUGUUUUUGCUGUUUUUGUCUUGAAUUAUUGCGUUAUUUAACAUCUUCAGGCUGCAGAGGGUGGAUGUAAAUGUAUAUGAGCCUCCUGUUGCAGGAGAUCUGUGAAAUAAAGCUUUAUGAAAGGAA
This is a messenger RNA of Acanthochromis polyacanthus (spiny chromis), 3024 nucleotides long. RefSeq names its product MAP7 domain containing 1b (gene map7d1b). The record is from RefSeq and is a predicted model, not a curated record. The transcript is spliced from 18 exons. Gene Ontology annotation, cellular component: microtubule cytoskeleton. The coding region runs from base 291 to 2642 and encodes 783 amino acids. NCBI's taxonomy places the organism in Eukaryota, Metazoa, Chordata, Actinopteri, Pomacentridae. Gene Ontology annotation, biological process: microtubule cytoskeleton organization.